AUGGCCACAGAACAGACACCUCUUAUUGCUAUCUAUGGAGGACCUAGAGGAUGGGAUAAAUAUGCUCAUGGUAGCAUCAUCUUUGGCCUUGCCUUAUUUAUUGCUCUGAUCGGUUCAGUACUUGUUAGAAUCCCGUUUAACGUAUUCACAUUUCAUCCCAUCUUUAUGACACUCUUCAUUGUCCUCUUAACUGAAGGCAUUGCUCUUUUGCAGCCAACGAGUACAUCUGAAGAAAAGAGAAAAGGACUUUAUUAUCAUGCUCUGAUACAAUCUACAAGUUAUCUCUCAGCUAUCAUUGGAUUCUCUUUUAUAUUUUACAACAAGGUCAUAUCAAACAAGUCUCACUUUGAAUCUUUGCAUGGUAAAUUAGGUUUAUUCGUAUUCGUUUAUUUAUUUAUCCAGCUAUUGUUUGGUAUCACUAUCACAUUAACACCAACCUUAUAUGGUUCGAUUGAUAAGGCCAAAAGCCUAUGGAAGUAUCAUCGUAUAUUGGGUUAUGCUCUCUUGUUACUCGUGUGGUUUACCUCUCAGCUAGGUGUUAGAGCAGAUUAUAUGUAUAACAAUUUAUACGAUAUCAAGCUCAUCUAUCUGCAUUGGUUAUCUCUUACUUUUGUCGUGGCCGGCCUUGUUUACAGGACAAGAACCAGAAAAUGGGGAGUGAAGUUUAAUCAAUAG
Molecule: messenger RNA, 675 nt
Organism: Rhizopus microsporus ATCC 52813
Lineage: Eukaryota; Fungi; Mucoromycota; Mucoromycetes; Mucorales; Rhizopodaceae
Exons: 2
Coding region: 1-675 (224 amino acids)
Molecular function (GO): transmembrane monodehydroascorbate reductase activity
Source: RefSeq, a predicted model, not a curated record